CUAUCCUCCAACGGCACUCGGUGAAGACGGGACAGCUCCUGGUACAGAGCGUCGCGACGUGCCUGUUCCUCUGCAUGGACAGCUGCGGGCUGCUGUACGGAUCGAGGAACUCCACCGGGGACUGCGUCUUCAACGAGACAUUCGUGCAUUCGUAUAUCACAUACUCGUCCAGCAAGUAUUCCAACGACAGGCGGACUCUGUACAUCGCCCUGAGUAAGCGAGGUCAGUCCCGGAAGGUACAGGUGCCGAAGAAGGCUCCUCUGGGAAAGCUCUUCAGCUACGCGAUGGUCGUGAUUAAACACGUGGAAGAUGACCGCGUGAAGAAUCUCGCGGAGAGGAUCCUCCGCGUGCGGGAGUCGCUACAGAGCGGCUCCAGGUCGCUCAGGGGAGACCUCUCGAUGGCACAGCAUCCGCUGAGGCACCACGGCUACCACCACCUUUGUCCUCAGGUGCAAGCCAGCAGUCUGCAGAUGAACAACGAGCAGGAAGACGGUACUGACGACGCGGGCAGAGACAAGUUACGAUGCAGGAGACGAAAAAAGAGGAAGAAGAAGAAGAAGAAGAAGUGCCAGCAGGGCGAGGGAGAGGAGGAGUGCCAAAAGAGGUUAGAAGCUGCGAAGAGGAGGCGGAAGUCUAGAAACGGCGAUAAAAAGCUCAGAGACGAUAAUAAGAAAAAUAAGAAAAUACAGAAAGACGGAAGGAAUAAAAAUAAAUUCGUUAGUGACGGUGAAGUAGCAAAAGACUUUAGCAGUGAUAGAACACGAACUGAUGGGGUGGGCGAGUAUACCAUGACAACGCAGUCCGAAUCGCCUGCAGCGACAAAGACGAUGAACUCUACCGCGUCGACCACAUCGCCAUAUUCGACGCCCUUGUCCUCGACUGCGUUGGCAGCUUCAUCGGUGGCACUGUCUUCGUCGUCGUCGUCGUCGUCGGCUUCAGCAGUCGCCGCUGCUCGGUUAUCGUCGCUUACAACAGAGGACAGCGUUCACCUGUCUUCCUCAAGCACUUCGACGACAUCAGACACAGGAAAAUGACUGUUCCUCGCCCAAACUUCAUACUUAAGUCACUAUUUAUGACGUGGAAGGGACGUUAUUUUUUUUUUUAUAUAUUUUGCGAAGUCGCACUUACUUAAUUUUUGUUUGUACAUAGUGUACAUAAGGGACAGUGUUUGGCUAGCGAGACAUCACAACUAUUUAUUGAAACUUAUUUAUUGUUCGUUCAUGGAAUCAAAAUCGUCUCUCUUUGACACUGCCAUAAGAGUUGUGGCAACAUUAUUAGUAUUGUGAUGUGCUGCCUGCCUGAAGAACGAGCCGAACUGCUUUUUCUCACGGUUAUAACAGUAUUUGAACACAAAGUUACCUUGACUUUCUCACAGUCUGUAUAAUUCACCCAGACUCUGAAGAAAUGUCAAUAGUUUCACCAUCUAGACACACUUUCCAUAACAAAUGGAAAAUCAGAACAAUUUUAGACUGUAAGCAAUCUGAAGACUGAUAUGGCUGUUAUAUGAGACUUAGUCAGUGGUUUAAAUAUUUCGGCCGUAUAGCUGUCACGUAGACAGGCAGAUAGACCAUAGACAACGCUGCCAGACAGUAUCGAUUACUCAUGAAUCGUUUCGCGAUCGACCAAAUAUAGACAUUCGUGUUGUUGUAAUCCGAUUCUUAAGACGUGGCAGAAAUUGAAAGGACAAAGCUGUGGUCUAUCUGCCACGUAUCACAGUGUCACACGUAACGCCACGUAGUGGGAGAAGCGCUCGGGAAUGUGUCAGAUUAAAUGUCGCGAAACCUAUUAGAUGUAGUGAAAAGAACGUGAAAUUAUUGUUGCAUUUAGAUUAAAGUAGGUUAUUUUUUUUUUUUCCAAAUAAUUAAUUAUAGGAAGUAAUAAAAUGACUCACGUAGUAAAGAACAAUAACAGAAAGCGUGUUAUUAAACGACUACAUCCCA
Zootermopsis nevadensis is the source of this 1940-nucleotide messenger RNA. The record is from RefSeq and is a predicted model, not a curated record. Lineage: Eukaryota; Metazoa; Arthropoda; Insecta; Blattodea; Termopsidae.